Mercurialis annua (annual mercury) is the source of this 1407-nucleotide messenger RNA. RefSeq names its product late embryogenesis abundant protein ECP63. The record is from RefSeq and is a predicted model, not a curated record. NCBI's taxonomy places the organism in Eukaryota, Viridiplantae, Streptophyta, Magnoliopsida, Malpighiales, Euphorbiaceae. The transcript is spliced from 3 exons. The coding region runs from base 76 to 1260 and encodes 394 amino acids.
ACCGAACACAGCUAAAAUAAUUAACCUGUGAAAAUAUUACAAUUUCCCGAAUUCUAAAGAUCAAACUCGACAGUCAUGGCUUCAAGGCAACAGAAGGAGCAGAAAGCCGAGACCGAGGCAUGGCAAGCAGCGCAAGACAUAAGUGACGCUAACAGACAGAGAGACUAUGAAGACAGAGCCAGGGAGAUGAGAGAACAUUAUUAUCCCCAGCAACAAGAAGAAAGACCAGGCGUCAUCGGUUCCGUGUUGAAGAAAGUUACCGAUACUUACGGCUACGCCAAAGAAGCUGUCGUCGGAAAGAGCCAAGAAGCUGCAGAGAAAACGAAAGAAACUGCGUAUUCUGCAGCGGAGAAAGCGAAAGAGAAUGAGGAGUACACCACUGAGAAGUCGAAAGAGACUACGGAUGCUGCUGCAAGGAAGUUGGAUGAAACAAAGGAAAGCGCUAAGCAGAAGGCGGAGGAAGCUAAAGAAUCGACGAAGGGGAAGCUGGGAGAGUAUGCGGAGAAGGCGAAAGAAACUAAGGAUUCAACCAAAGAGAAGCUAGGCGAGUAUAAGGAUCGUGCAGCUGAGAAGGCGAAAGAAACGGGAGAAUCCGCCAAGGAGAAGGCGGAAGAGUAUAAGAAUUAUGCCGCGGAGAAGGCGGGGGAGGCCAAGGAUAAGACGGCAGAGAAGGCGACAGAGACCAAGGAUUAUACUGCCCAAAAAGCUGAAGAAGGAGAAGAGAAAGCAAAAGAAACAAAGGAUUAUACUGCUGAAAAAGCUAAAGAGGGUAAAGAUGCUGCUGCUAGUAGACUCGGUGAGCUCACCGAGUCCGCUAAAGGCGCUGCAAGAAAAGCUAUGGACUUGUUUACUACUAAGAAAGAAGAAGCCAAAGAGAAGACACAAGAGAGUACAGAAGCAACCAAGGAGAGCUUGAGUGAAGCUGAAGAGGAAGCAAGGAGGAAAAUGGAGGGCUUAAAAAUGGAAGGUGAAGCAUACAAACAGGACAAGGAAGUUGAAGCUGAAAGGGGAACCAGAGCGAAAGAGACGAUCUUCGGCAAUCUAGGGUUAGGAACCAUCAAAGACUCGAUCAAAGGAAAGCUUACGCAGCCACAUGACAUUGUAAACGAGACCCGUGCAGCUCGCGAACACGGGGGCACCGGUCGACAAGAGGUGGUGGUUGAGGAAACCCCGGCCGGAAAGGUGGCUGCUACUCUGAAAGCAACUGAUGAUAUGAGCGGUCAAAGCUUCAACGAUGUCGGACGUAUAGAUGAUCGGUGAGCCUGGAAUCUACUCAAAGAUGAAGAAGUCAAAACCCUUUUGAGACCUUUUGUUUCUGUAAUUUGUUUUUGUGAUGGCACUUAGUCCAGUGUCUGUGUUUUUGCUCGUCUUUGUCAAUAAUAACCAGUUCAGUGUACUUGUUCAGUA